Messenger RNA from Melozone crissalis (California towhee), 1797 nucleotides. RefSeq lists its product as uncharacterized. Lineage: Eukaryota; Metazoa; Chordata; Aves; Passeriformes; Passerellidae. The coding region runs from base 1 to 1797 and encodes 598 amino acids. The record is from RefSeq and is a predicted model, not a curated record. The transcript has 4 exons.
AUGGCGGGGGCCUGGCCCCCCGCGCCGCUCCGGCUGCAGCUGCUGCCGAGGCCGCGGCGGCUCUGCCCGGCCCCCGCCCUCCCGCUGCCGCCGGAACUGCGCACCCGCCCCGGCGACGCGACGUCCGGGGCGGUGGGAGCGGGGCCGGGCCCGCCCCGCGGCCCGGGGGGCUGCGGGGGCCGCGCCGGGGGCGGCGCGCUCCGCCCGGGCCUUCCCCGAGCCCGCGGGCCCGAGGCCGCCGCCGGCUGCGAGCGGGGCGGGCCCGGGGCGCCCCUCGGCCCCCGCGGCCCCGUGUUGAGGUACCCAGUCCUGGAGGGGACGCUGGCGUGUUCGGGGUUGGUCAGCCUGGUCAGCUGCACCCUUUGCUGCCGGAUCAGCGUGGGAGCAGCCGCAGCUGUGAGGGGCCCGUGUGGCCUCGGGGUCCGUGUGGGAGCGGGCCAGGAGCGGGCAGCAGGGACAGCGGGACAGCGGGGCAGUGCCACACGGCAGCGGGGACAGCGGGGCAGUGCCACACGGCAGCAGGGACAGCGGGACAGCGGGGCAGUGCCACACGGCAGCGGGGACAGCGGGACAGUGCCACACGGCAGCAGGGACAGCGGGACAGCAGGGCAGUGCCACACGGCAGCGGGGACAGCGGGGCAGCGUCCCUCGACAGUGGAGACAGCUGGGACAGACCUGGCAGAGGGCAGCCCGCAGCCGGGUUGCUGUCCCGGCGGAGCUCCGGUGGGGAGCCCCGGCAGAAGCCCCCGCAAUCCCGGCACCCCGCAAUCCCGCACCCCGCAAUCCCGCAAUCCCGCAAUCCCGCAUCCCGCAAUCCCGCAAUCCCGCAAUCCCGCAAUCCCGCACCCCGCAAUCCCGCACCCGGCAAUCCCGCACCCCGCAAUCCCGCAAUCCCGCAUCCCGCAAUCCCGCAAUCCCGCAAUCCCGCAAUCCCGCACCCCGCAAUCCCGCACCCCGCAAUCCCGCAUCCCGCAAUCCCGCACCCGGCAAUCCCGCAAUCCCGCAAUCCCGCAAUCCCGCAAUCCCGCACCCGGCAAUCCCGCAAUCCCGCAAUCCCGCAAUCCCGCAAUCCCGCACCCCGCAAUCCCGCACCCCGCAAUCCCGCAUCCCGCAAUCCCGCACCCGGCAAUCCCGCAAUCCCGCAAUCCCGCAAUCCCGCAAUCCCGCACCCGGCAAUCCCGCAAUCCCGCAUCCUGCAAUCCCGCAAUCCCGCAAUCCCGCAAUCCCGCAAUCCCGCACCCCGCAAUCCCGCAAUCCCGCAAUCCCGCAAUCCCGCAAUCCCGCACCCGGCAAUCCCGCAAUCCCGCACCCCGCAAUCCCGCAAUCCCGCAAUCCCGCACCCCGCAAUCCCGCACCCCGCAAUCCCGCAUCCCGCAAUCCCACAAUCCCGCAAUCCCGCAAUCCCGCACCCCGCAAUCCCGCACCCGGCAAUCCCGCAAUCCCGCAAUCCCGCACCCCGCAAUCCCGCAAUCCCGCAAUCCCGCAAUCCCGCAAUCCCGCACCCCGCAAUCCCGCAAUCCCGCAAUCCCGCAAUUCCGCACCCCGCAAUCCCGCAAUCCCGCAAUCCCGCAAUCCCGCACCCCGCAAUCCCGCACCCCGCAAUCCCGCACCCCGCAGCGAUGCCAGCAGCCGCUGGGUGUCACUGCUCCAUCGCGGUGCUGCGGGAGCGCGGGCAGCUGGAACCCAGCCCUGCCCAGCGCCGGGGCCAGUUCCUUUCUGCUGCUUUCUUCACUGUCCCGGCGCUCGCCCUCCUGCAACAGCAAGGAAACGGAGAAGAGGAAGGAAAGGAGGCAGUGA